CCUCCGCCGCGCCGGGUGCUGUCAGCAACCUCAGCAUCCGGCAGAGGCGUGGUGUAUGGUGAGCCACUGCCGCCGCCGGCUGCUGCUCGUCCUGGGCCUUAGCUUCCCGCUGCUGACCCGCCGGCCGCUUCUCUUCUCCCCUUCCCGCCUCAUGAAGCCGCUGGUGGUGUUUGUCCUCGGCGGUCCUGGAGCCGGCAAGGGGACCCAGUGCGCCCGCAUCGUCGAGAAAUAUGGUUACACACACCUUUCUGCAGGUGAACUUCUUCGUGAUGAAAGGAAUAACCCAGAUUCACAAUAUGGUGAACUCAUUGAAAAGUACAUUAAAGAUGGAAAGAUUGUUCCAGUUGAGAUAACCAUCAGUUUAUUAAAGAGGGAAAUGGAUCAGACAAUGGCCGCCAAUGCUCAGAAGAAUAAAUUCUUAAUUGACGGGUUUCCAAGAAAUCAAGACAACCUUCAAGGUUGGAACAAGACCAUGGAUGGAAAGGCAGAUGUAUCUUUCGUUCUGUUUUUUGACUGUAAUAAUGAGAUCUGUAUUGAACGGUGUCUUGAGAGGGGAAAGAGUAGUGGUAGGAGUGAUGACAACAGAGAAAGCUUGGAAAAGAGAAUUCAGACCUAUCUUCAGUCAACAAAGCCAAUUAUUGACUUAUAUGAAGAAAUGGGGAAAGUCAAGAAAAUAGAUGCUUCUAAAUCUGUUGAUGAAGUUUUUGAUGAAGUUGUGAAAAUUUUUGACAAAGAAGGCUAACUCUCAACCUGAACACAUCUUUGAAAUCAUGCUUGAAUAUUGCUUUGUUAGCUGCUAUCACAACCCCUUUUUACUGCAGUUUUAAUGUUUCAUAAUUACAUCUCAAUUAAUGGCUGGAAAGUAUAUAGUAAGACAAAUUGAAUUUCACAGUAGUAGACAGUGAAUUCAGGUUUAACUUCAUCUUAGUUAUGGUGCUCACAAAACAAAGAAGGGUGUCAGCUAGUUCUUUGUUUUUAUUCAAAAAUAAUAUCUCUUUUAUAGUUUGUGCCUUCUGUGAGCAAAACUUUUUAGUAUGCGUGUAUAUCCCUUUAGUAAUUACAACAUGUUAGGAUUAGGGAUCCCCACUUUCUCUUUUUCUUGCAGGUUUUAAAUUUCCAAACUUAAGUGAAUUUGUGGACCAAAUUACAAAGGAACUUUUUGUGUAGUCAGUUCUUGCACAAUGUGUUUGGUAAACAAACUCAUAAAUGGAUUUCUAGCAUUGUUUUAGUAUUUAUAAAAUAUAAAAUAACUGACCAUUUCCUAUAGGAAGGUAAGGAAAUUUAGGCUUUGUUUUACUACAACUUGUACAAAGUUGUAUAACAGGGCAUAGUCUUUGCUUCCAAGGUUUGCAUUGGGGGCACGGGGGUUCAGAGCCUGGCAGAAUUGUCAGCUUUUUUCUGGCAUAAUUUGAGGGUAGGGGAUCACAUCUAAUGACUUGUGUUCCUUAUGCUCUAUUAUAUAGUGUUAUUCAUGAUUAAACAGAUCUUAACAAAAUUCCUAGCUGUGAAUCCUUGAAAGGCAUGUGCUAGAUUUAUGCCAAAAUCAUUUAAUGAGCAUUUUAGUAACACUUCAAAGUUUUUUUGUUUUGUUUUCUAGACUAAAUAUGGGGCUAGGAUAAAUUAGAAGAAGCAAUCUAAUGGUUAAAU
This is a messenger RNA of Cynocephalus volans (Philippine flying lemur), 1647 nucleotides long. It is a transcript of the gene CMPK1, whose product is annotated as cytidine/uridine monophosphate kinase 1. Gene Ontology annotation, molecular function: ATP binding; UMP kinase activity. Gene Ontology annotation, cellular component: cytoplasm; nucleus. Lineage: Eukaryota; Metazoa; Chordata; Mammalia; Dermoptera; Cynocephalidae. Gene Ontology annotation, biological process: UDP biosynthetic process; CDP biosynthetic process; 'de novo' pyrimidine nucleobase biosynthetic process. The record is from RefSeq and is a predicted model, not a curated record. The coding region runs from base 56 to 742 and encodes 228 amino acids. The transcript has 6 exons.